Molecule: messenger RNA, 1638 nt
Organism: Penicillium paradoxum
Lineage: Eukaryota; Fungi; Ascomycota; Eurotiomycetes; Eurotiales; Aspergillaceae
Exons: 1
Coding region: 1-1638 (545 amino acids)
Molecular function (GO): helicase activity
Source: RefSeq, a predicted model, not a curated record
AUGAGCCGCAAGCCUCAGCAAUCUUAUUCAUCCGGUGGUUCAUCCAGCCAACACACUGCUGUCGCUCGACAGGACCAGUCCUCGCUCGGUAAAUCCCAUUUUGGAAAAGCAUCCACAGCCCCAAUUUGGCACGGCUAUGUCGUUUCCUCGUCCCUGGCAGACAUAAAAUCGCUCGGUGCGCCAACCAAUCUUGUGUUUGCCAAGAUCCACAAGCCUCACGAUGAAAUGUCUCGAGGUCGCGUUUUGAACAUGACGGCCCGUGUUACCUUUGGACAGCCAAAUGUCCCGCGAGUGGCAGCCAGGAAAGCAAUUCAGAAUGUCAUGUGGGGCAAUGAAGGCCUUGGUAUCCCAACGUCUAGCAAGAUGAAGGUCUUGCUUUUGGCGCAUGAAAACCACGUCAUGAAGUUCUUGCCGCCAGAUAAUGAAAACCUUGAUGAUACAAGAAUUCCCAGCUUUCUCAGUUGGCUGAAGGAUAGUCGAAAUCCAUUGCAAAAGAGAGCAAUUCAAGAGGCUCUUUCUCCCCAUGGAGGCUUCAUGAAACUGAUCACGGGGCCGCCAGGAACAGGCAAAACGGCUGUCUCCACAGCCAUCAUCAGGUAUUGCUACGUUACCGAGGCACCAAUCCUAGUGAUCUGUGGACAGAACCAAGGUCUCGAUGUAGUAGCACAACGUUAUUCGUCUCUUUACGAAAAUGACAAUGCCGAUAUCUCCCAAGUCUAUCGAUUGGGAACAGAGUUCGCUGAAUCAGUUGAUAUGCAUUUCAAAGAGGAUCAGGAGCUCACAACGCAUCGGGUGUCUGGUCUGCGUGAAAAUUUCAAACGAGCUGUUCAUGAAUUGAGCCGAGCAGACAUCGCUGAAAGAAUCGUUGGCAGUCUUGAAGCCUCCCUCACCGGUAUGGGUGUAAGCCUGCAGCACCUCUCCUUGGGCAGGUUCAUCAUGUCCCGCGUUAAGAAUGAAAUUCGUUUGCAGGGUUCGCCAGGGAGGGAAACAAAUCAAGAGUCAGAACUGCUCAUGGAAUUUGCUUGCUGGCAACAAGUCAUACGGAUGAUGGAGAAGCUGCAGGUGGAGCCAAUCGAUCGAACAAGCACGAGCGCCCACAUAUUCUCCGCUGAACAACGAGAGCUGCAAGCCGGCUUCCAAAAGCUGUGGGGAAAGCUCCAGAAGUUCUAUCUUAAGAAGGCCCGUGUUGUCUUCUGUACCGCGGACACCGCGGGGCGACAUAUCCUUCGUGGGUUUCGCCCUCGCUUUGUUUUGAUUGAGGAGGCUUCGCAUAUUUCAGAGACAACUUGCUUGGUCCCAAUUAUGGCUAACUACGUAGGCCUGAAGAGGGUCAUUCUGAGUGGAGACACAGCGCAGCUACCACCGACUGUGAUCUCCAGGGAUGAAAACGAGUGCGGCCAGAUCGAACAAGUCUCGCUUUUCGAGAGAAUGAUUCUCUCCGGACAUCCCGACAUACAACUGCGAACUCAGUACCGUAUGAUGGCUGGAAUUUGCAAGUUCGUUAGCACGGAAUUCUACAACGGUACUCUAGAGACCGUGGAGUCAGCUCCGAAUAGAGCGACGUCAAAAACCCUCUCAAAUUUCAUGUCUACUCGAUACAAGUGCUCUGUACAUACGACCAUAGGGUAUGGAAAAUAG